Ruditapes philippinarum (Manila clam) is the source of this 471-nucleotide messenger RNA. RefSeq names its product lactosylceramide 1,3-N-acetyl-beta-D-glucosaminyltransferase B-like. Gene Ontology annotation, cellular component: membrane. The record is from RefSeq and is a predicted model, not a curated record. The coding region runs from base 1 to 471 and encodes 156 amino acids. Lineage: Eukaryota; Metazoa; Mollusca; Bivalvia; Venerida; Veneridae. Gene Ontology annotation, molecular function: hexosyltransferase activity. The transcript has a single exon.
AUGUUAGUAUUUGUAAUAUUUACAAAUUCAUUGCUGUAUUUGGAGCGAUAUCAGACUGAAUAUUUCCAGCUGGACACGGAUGCUUAUUUUGAAGAUGCUAAAGAUUUAAAGUAUCCUGUCAAAGUACAGCCGUAUUUGCUCCGACUUAUAAAUGCGUCAAAUCCGAGUGAUCCAUUAACCAUAAGUGCGCCAUAUGUUAUUGAGAACCGUCAUCUUUGCCGUUCUGUGAAGAAUCUUACGGUGCUUGUUGUAGUUAAUUCAGCGACAGACCAUUUUGAACAGAGACAGAGUAUAAGAGCAACUUGGACAAACGACACGUAUUACUCGUAUUUAACAACAGUCAGAGUUGUGUUUCUUGUCGGCAGAACUGUGAGUCACGUUGUCCAAUCUGCGCUUGAAAUGGAGUUCGAAAAGUAUAAGGAUAUUGUACAAGGAAAUUUUAUAGAUUCCUAUACCAACAUAAAGGUGUGA